Trematomus bernacchii (emerald rockcod) is the source of this 5194-nucleotide messenger RNA. It is a transcript of the gene specc1, whose product is annotated as sperm antigen with calponin homology and coiled-coil domains 1. The coding region runs from base 218 to 3349 and encodes 1043 amino acids. The record is from RefSeq and is a predicted model, not a curated record. The transcript has 15 exons. Gene Ontology annotation, biological process: actin cytoskeleton organization. Lineage: Eukaryota; Metazoa; Chordata; Actinopteri; Perciformes; Nototheniidae. Gene Ontology annotation, cellular component: filamentous actin; microtubule organizing center. Gene Ontology annotation, molecular function: protein binding.
UUGACGGCGCAUACAGCACAGCGGUUGGCAGCCUGCAGUACUUCCUCAUCCUGAGUCGUUGCUUCUGAACCUUAGUUUUCUCCUUCAGAAUCUCUGCAUAGAGCUCAGCAGAGGACGAAUAUUGUGGUGUGUUGUUGUGCUUCGGGGCAUGCAUGCAGAGGGCCGGCUCUAGGACAGCGUCUAGUACAGAACACGUGUGGUUAGCUGAAACGCAGCCAUGAUUAAAUCGGGCGCCACCAAGGUGGGGCUGCCCAAGUCUGGACUCCAGGAGCGGACCAAGCAGAACUCCUUUGCUUCAUCCUCCUCCACCACCACCUCCACAGCCAUGAAGACCUCCAGAUCGUCCAACACACUGGUCUCAGACCAGCGCCUCAGUAGGAUGAAAAGAGCCAGCAGUGACGAUGCCUUGACGAAGCCGGCACUGGGAGCGGCCUCUGGCUCCAGGAUGAAAAAGACUGUAACCACUGGAGCCAUCUCAGAUCUGCUGGAGGUCCGCCCUCGCAGCCUGUCAGGUGCACAAGCAGCCAAGAAGUCUGGUAUCCCAGCUCCUAGAGAGAUCCCUUCUUCCAUAACAAGAGACCGCAUCUCUCUGAGGGACCAGCUCAGGAGCAAUACCACUAAAAAGAUGGUUUCCAGUGCCAGCACUUCCAGCCUCUCCACUCUGGCAAAGCCCACACGUAGUUCAACCACAAAGUCCCGUGGAGAUGCCGAGAGCCAGGAAAGGGGCCUACUGGAGACCCAGGUGAAAGAGCUGCUGGCUGAGGCCAAGGCCAAAGAGUUAGAGAUCAGCAAUCUCAGGAUAGAGUUGCAUCGCUACAAAAGUAAAGCCUCCAGCGCUCCCUCUUCACCAUCAACCAAUUGUGUCUCGUGGGAUGAGCCUGAUGCAAAUGUAGAGCAGGGACAGAUGUCAGAGGCCAUCGUGCUGGUUGGGGAGCUGAGGGAGAAGAACGGGAAGUUUCAGAGAGAGCUGGCAGCGCUUAGGGAGGAGAACCAGACACUGAAAGAGAAGCUGCUUUUCUUGGAGGCCUCUCCUCUCUCUAGUACAAACACAAGCUCCCUGUCCAAGCCUCUGGUGAAUGGCCUCCCCUCAGAUUCCUUAAAUCCACAACAGGACACUCGCUCUUCUCCUGCCAGCCCUCUGAAAUCCUCCGUCUCCUCCGGUUCUGACAUCACCAAGGACUCACCAUCACCCGACUCCUCAGAGUUUGAGAAGAUCCCAUCACAGUCAGAGUCAGAGAGUAGCGGAGUCAGCGGAGGGCAGGAUGUGCAGAAGUUGACAGAACAGAUCCACAAGAUGGAGGAGAGCCACCACAGCACAGCGGAGGAGCUGCAGGCCACUCUGCAGGAGCUGGCCGACCAGCAGCAAGUGGUGCAGGAGCUGACGGCUGAGAACGAGCGCCUGGCCGAGGAGAAGCGCCUCCUGCAGACCUCCCUCCAACAGCAGAGGGAGCGCGUGGAGGUGCUGGUCCAGAAGAACGAGGCGCUCGCUGGCCGCCUCCAGGAGCAGGUCGAAGCCCAGGCCCAGAGGGAGGAGGAGCUGGGCAGCCAGGGGCCCCGGCUGGCCGAGCUGGAGCAGAGGUACAGUGAGCUGGUGGAGAGCUCGAGCUUUGAACGAGAGAAGCUGGUGGACAUCCAGCAGCAGCUUACAGGCAGCCUGCGGGCUCUGGAGGAGGAGCACCAGGAGGCCCAGGGCCAGGUACGCCUCGUCAGAGAGGAGAUGGACAAGCUGCAGGCCCAGCUGGACAGAGAGCGGGAGGCUGGAGCUCAGGCAGCACUGGCUGCAGAGGAGCAGCGGGCCACAGCAGACUGUCUCAGACUGGAGAACAGUAGGCUGAAAGCACAGGUGGACAUUGAAAGGCAGAAGGUGGGUGAGCUGAAGGCCCUGCAGAGUGCCGGUGACAGCAGUGAGGUGCAGAACUUGCUGAAAACAGCCCACGCCGAGAGAGACAGGCUGGAGGUGGAGCUGACGGAGCUGAGGCAGGAGCUGCUAGAAGCCCAAGCUGACACUGAGCAUGUGCGAGCCACAAUGUGCAAGGUGGAGGCCAAAUGCCAGCAGGUUCAGGAGCAGGCCGAGAGGAGGGAGCAGGAUCUGGGCAGCCGGGUGACUUCCCUGGAGGAGGUUGGGGUCCACGCUGAGAACCAGGUGAAGGAGCUGAAGGAGACCAUCUUUGAGCUGGAGGACCAGGUGGAGCAGCAGAGGGCCGUCAACUGCCACACCAAGCAAGCCGUCCUGGACAUGGAGAAUCUUGUCAAAAAGAUGGAGGAGCAGAAAGUAGAAGCAGACCGCCAUAUGAAAGUCUUGAGUAGACAGAUGAAGGAUGAAAAAGAAGAAUGGCGUCGGUUCCAGGCGGACCUCCAGAUAGCCGUGGUGGUGGCCAACGACAUCAAGGUGGAGGCUCAGCAGGAGCUGCGUGCUCUCCGGAGACAGCUGCAGGAGGAGCAGGAUCGCAGCGCCAAGCUCUCCACAGACCUGGAGGCCCUGCAGGGUGUCAGGUCCCAAGGUGACGAGGUGAGGCUGUCCGACUCUGAUAUCCAGCGGCAGUGGUGCGGCAUCUCAGUGAUCCCGACCACACCCAGCGACGCCAGUGGGGAGGCCGACUCAGACCCCGGAGCGACUGUCCAAUCUCUCAUUAAGUCCUUUGAUACUGUUGGACAGAAUGGGCCCAGCCUCACAGUUCAGAUGCACUCCAGCCCCAGAAGCCUGCUGAGUGGGAUCCCUGUACGCUCUGCACCUGCUGCUGCCGUCUUCCCUAUCCAGAGACAGACGUACAUAAAGCCGCUAUCCAAGACAUUGGAAAAGAGAAUCAACCAUAGAGAAUUCUCUCUUCAUCAUGAUAAGUUGUCGGGCUGCGGGGAGGACCUGAAACCUAACAGCCUGAUGAGGAAGAGCCCUUCUCUGGAGUCUGUGAUCAAAACUUCUGCCUCCUUCAGCAGCCGCACAGCCUCCUUCAGCUACAACCGAGGAAACAGCAAGCUGAGUGUGGAAAGAAAGGACCCCUUGGCUGCACUGGCGCGGGAGUAUGGAGGAUCUAAGAGAAACGCACUACUGAAGUGGUGCCAGAAGAAAACAGAAGGCUAUCCGAAUAUUGAUGUUACCAACUUCAGCAGUAGUUGGAGUGACGGCUUGGCUUUCUGCGCCCUCUUACACACAUAUCUGCCUGCCCACAUCCCGUACCAGGACCUCAUCAGUCAAGAUAAGGUUCGAAAUCUGACCUUGGCUUUCCAGGCCGCAGAGAGCAUCGGGAUCAAACCCUCUCUGGACAUGGAGGAGCUGGUGAGGACGGACAGGCCGGACUGGCAGAGCGUCAUGCAGUACGUCUCUCAGAUCUACAAGUACUUUGAGACCUGACUGGGGGGGGGCAGGAGCUGGAGACCAAUGGACCGGAGGCACCGCAGCACGUUUCUGUCACCGUCUGUCAGCACGACAUCACCUGAACCCCCCUCCUGACCCCCCCCCCUGCUCACUGUCUGACACUAGAGACACGACUGAAGUCAUUUCAGAUGCUGAUAUCUCACAUCUUAACGGGACGUUACAGUGAGCGCUAAGGCCGUCAUUUACAAAGACUGCAGUCAGGAAACACAUUACCUUGUUCAUCAUUUCACCCCAAAAAUAAAUAAUACAUGUUGUUCUUUUUACCUUUAGUGCUGUUUCUCAACCUAGAUAGUUUUGGUGGGGAUUGGAGAGUGUUGGAGAUAUCGGCCAUACAGAGGUCUGCACUCUCAUAUAUAUUGGAACCAAAUGGCACUCAUCUUGUGGUGCUUAAAGUGCCAAAAUGAAUACAUUUCACAGCAAUUUAUUUUUCCUGAAACCAUGACCCGGUCAAGAUAAUAAACAGAUUUUGUUGUUGGCGGUUUUAUGUAGGAAAUACUUUCUUCUACAGGAUUACCGCUUAAAAAGAAGCAUGAAACUACCCAUAGCCUGAAGGCUUACGAAUGGCUUCUGCCUCAACUGAGCAGCAACUUAAGCUAGCUUAGUGAUGCUAGGUGAGCUAGCUUGUGCGAAAGAAACUAAAAUAGUUCCUAAAUACAACUGUUAAAACAUUCUCUGUGGAUUAGCUUGAGUGAUAGGGUCAUGAUUUCUGCAAGAACGCAUUGCUGUUGAGUUUUUCAAAUGUUUGGUUCAAUCACACUGGAGAGAAGGCAGGCUUCUCUAUGGGUAAUGAUGCAACACUCGGCAACUCAUAGCAAAACAAUCUGACUGAUAAAUAACACCACAGGUAAAAGGAAAAAUCUGUAUUUGUGAUUUUUUGGUGGACUUUCCCUUUAAAGUGUUAAUUGAGCAUCUGAUUCACAGAUUAAAAGCAGAAUAUGCUGUUGAAUAGAAGCUGAUGAUAGCACUACUGAAGGAAUAUUAAGAACUUCUUUUUUUAAAUCGUUCUAUUUCUACUUUGAAAUAAUUGACAAGAAAACAAACUUUUUCACAAAACAAUUUCUUUCCAUUUUUGUGAAUCAAAUGCUCUGAUAUGGUCAAAACGUGCCAAAAACUGUAUUCUGCCAGAGUGUCUAUGCAUGGGGAAACCUCAUCUCUCCUUCACUGAACAACAUCAGCAACAAGGGGAAAAGUGUGAAGACAAACUUUGGGUAAAUGUUUUUCCGUUGUUUUAACGAAUCGAUCAGUUCUCAUACUGAGUGCUUACUGUAGAGCUGGAGUUACUUAGCAGAGCAGAGAGUAUCAAACUGACAGCUGAAUCUUUUAUAUCCCCCACUUUUAAGUGUGUGCUUCCUUAAGAACACAAAUCAGACGAACCAUUGCUGCUGUAAGCGAAACAACACUAAUAAUGAUUUAACACUCCGAGAGUUACUGAAUAGUUUUGUAGGAAUAUAUUUUAUGGAAUCAGAUCUCUAUGUUUGCAUUGUCUGAAGGACUGGCUGAAUCAAACUGUGUUCCUCCUCCAUCAGGACUCUAUGGUACUGCUGCUGCUUGGCAAAAGAUACAUAUUUGGCAUGCCAUGUUAAAUAAUAAAGAGAGGAUUACUUUUAUAUGUAAGAGUUGAGAAACAACACUUUCUGUGUUAUGGUUUACAUUUGCAGAUGCCCUUAUGGUUUGAAAAAUGGCAAAAAGUGUUAUUUAUUUAUUUACAAGACUUGAGAAGUGGGACUGUGGACAGAAGUCAGGGUCCAGUUUUCUAUUUAAGGAUGUCACAUUUGGAAGUGUGUUGGAUGGAUAUGCUCAAUAAAGGAUUGUCAAGUUUUA